GGAAGAAAGUUGUUUGAAGAGAUCAUUAGAGCCACCAAAGAUUUUGAUGCUCAAUAUUGCAUUGGGAAGGGAGGAUAUGGAAAUGUAUACAAAGCAGAGCUGUCAUCAGGAGAUGUUGUAGCUGUGAAGAAAUUCCAUCCGUUGCAUACCGGUGAAAUGGCAGAUCAAAGACAGUUCCUAAAUGAGGUAAGGGCAUUAGUAGAAACAAGACACAGAAAUAUCGUGAAGUUCUAUGGUUUUUGUUCCUCUGCAGGUCAUUCCUUCUUAGUAUACAAGUACCUUGAAAGGGGUAGCUUGGCUUCAGUUCUCAGUAAGAAUGAAGAAUCUAAGAAAUUGGACUGGAACAAGAGGGUGAAUAUUGUCAAAGGUGUUGUUAAUGCCCUCUCCUAUUUGCACCAUGACUGUUCACCGCCCAUUGUUCAUCGAGAUAUAACAAGCAACAACAUUUUGCUUGAUUUGGAGUAUGAAGCUCACCUUUCAGACUUUGGCACUGCUAAGCUUCUCAAUCCAGAAUCAUCCAAUUGGAGUAAUAUUGCUGGAACAUACGGAUACAUCGCACCAGAGCUUUCCUACACCAUGCAAGUUACUGAAAAAUGUGAUGUGUUUCGUUUUGGUGUACUGGCAUUGGAAUUGAUAGUCGGGGCAUAUCCAGGUGAAUUUCUCUCUAAUCUAUCAAUUUUAACAGCAGAAAGCAUUCCACUAAACAAUGUAUUAGAUCAAAUUCUUUCGCCUCCAUCGCCAGAAGUUGUGAACAAACUCGUAUUCAUCCUAAAGCUGGCUGUUUCAUGUUUAAAUAUCAAUCCAAAAUCUAGGCCAACCAUGCACACGGUUUCUCAGCUGGUGUUUGACCACAUCUAG
Messenger RNA from Gossypium arboreum, 858 nucleotides. RefSeq names its product MDIS1-interacting receptor like kinase 2-like. Lineage: Eukaryota; Viridiplantae; Streptophyta; Magnoliopsida; Malvales; Malvaceae. The record is from RefSeq and is a predicted model, not a curated record. The transcript is spliced from 2 exons. Gene Ontology annotation, molecular function: protein kinase activity; ATP binding. Gene Ontology annotation, biological process: protein phosphorylation. The coding region runs from base 157 to 858 and encodes 233 amino acids.